UUCCAUGUAAUUAAGCAGCUGAGAGGCAUGAGUGUGGCGUUAGUGCUGCUUCCCGUGGUGCUGGUUGCCGUGCUCGCGGGGGCUCAGCGAGCUUGCCCCAAGAGCUGCAGAUGCGAUGGCAAGAUUGUGUACUGCGAGUCGCACGCCUUCAGAGACAUCCCUCAGAAUAUUUCUGGAGGGUCUCAAGGCUUAUCGCUGCGGUACAACAGCAUUCAGAAGCUUAAAUCGAAUCAGUUCGCGGGCCUGAAUCAGCUCAUAUGGCUUUAUCUUGACCAUAAUUACAUCAGCUCGGUGGAUGAGGAUGCGUUUCAGGGGAUUCGCAGGCUGAAGGAAUUAAUUUUAAGCUCCAACAAAAUUACCCAUCUGCACAACAAAACGUUUCACCCGGUCCCCAACCUCCGCAAUCUGGACCUCUCUUACAACAAGUUGCAGGUGUUGCAGUCCGAGCAGUUCAAGGGCCUUCGUAAACUCUUGAUCUUGCACUUGCGGUCUAACUCGCUGAAAACCGUGCCGAUCCGCGUUUUCCAAGACUGCCGAAACCUUGACUUUCUGGAUUUGGGCUACAACCGCCUGCGAAGCUUAUCCCGUAAUGCUUUCGCUGGCCUUUUGAAGUUGACAGAGCUCCACUUGGAGCACAACCAGUUUUCUAAGAUCAAUUUUGCCCACUUUCCACGCCUCUUCAACCUUCGCUCGAUUUAUUUGCAGUGGAAUAGGAUCCGGUCUAUUAGCCAAGGGUUAACGUGGACUUGGAGUUCCUUGCACAACUUGGAUUUAUCAGGAAAUGACAUUACAGGGGUAGAGCCCGGGACCUUCCAGUGCCUCCCCAACCUGCAAAAGCUGAACCUGGAUUCCAACAAACUCACCAACAUCUCUCAGGAGACCAUCAAUACAUGGAUCUCGCUCAUCUCCAUCACUCUGUCCGGAAAUAUGUGGGAAUGUACUCGAAGCAUUUGCCCUCUGUUUACGUGGCUUAAGAAUUUCAAGGGAAAUAAAGAAAGCACGAUGAUAUGUGCAGGCCCUAAACAUAUCCAGGGUGAAAAAGUGAGCGAUGCUGUGGAAACAUACAAUAUCUGUGCUGAAAUCCAGGUGGUGGUUACUGAAAGAUCAUACCAGCCACCCAAAACUCCCCAGAGACCUGUCUUCAUUCCUAAACCUACCAUUUCCAAACUUGAAAGCAAUCAGCCAACAUCUGUAAUGCCAAGCCCUUCCGCGGAGCUCCCAACACCCGGAGUGGAACCAGAGUAUGAGCACGUUUCCUUUCACAAAAUAAUCGCUGGGAGUGUGGCCCUCUUUCUUUCCGUGGCCAUGAUUUUGUUGGUUAUCUACGUGUCGUGGAAGCGCUACCCAGCCAGCAUGAAACAGCUCCAGCAGCACUCGCUCAUGAAGAGGCGCAGGAAAAAGGCCCGAGAGUCCGAAAGGCAAAUGAACUCCCCUUUACAGGAGUAUUACGUGGACUACAAGCCAACAAACUCUGAGACCAUGGAUGUAUCCGUUAAUGGAUCUGGGCCCUGCACCUAUACCAUCUCUGGCUCCAGGGAAUGCGAGGUAUGA
Molecule: messenger RNA, 1551 nt
Organism: Tauraco erythrolophus (red-crested turaco)
Lineage: Eukaryota; Metazoa; Chordata; Aves; Musophagiformes; Musophagidae
Source: RefSeq, a predicted model, not a curated record